Messenger RNA from Adelges cooleyi (spruce gall adelgid), 5247 nucleotides. RefSeq names its product CLIP-associating protein 1 (gene chb). Gene Ontology annotation, biological process: mitotic spindle assembly. The record is from RefSeq and is a predicted model, not a curated record. Gene Ontology annotation, molecular function: microtubule binding. NCBI's taxonomy places the organism in Eukaryota, Metazoa, Arthropoda, Insecta, Hemiptera, Adelgidae. Gene Ontology annotation, cellular component: mitotic spindle; microtubule organizing center; cytoplasmic microtubule. The transcript is spliced from 2 exons. The coding region runs from base 394 to 4440 and encodes 1348 amino acids.
AACCGACGCACCCUGUAUUCAUAUUUUAUUACUAUGUCCUUGAUGGAAAAAACUGUUGUUGUUCUACUGCCUUCUUUUUUGUUCGUUGCGAUUACUUCUAUCAACGUUUAGUGCUGUUUUACUGCAAACACGAUAAUUUACCUAUUAACAUAAUUUUUCGUUGCGCGAUGACCCUAGUUGUCGAAAAAAAUUAAAUACACCCAUGAAAAUUGUUUUAGCGACACCACACUCCAUAACAUCUACGGACAAAUGUGCUCGGAUAUUAAUUUGUUAUCAUUCUGUGCAAACCUCAGUUGUCGGGAUACCAAACAUAUAAAUGCAUUACAUACUGAAGAACUGUAUUGAAUGAUAACAAAUAUUUUACGGGUUUAGUAGUUUUCAUAAUAACGCAAAAUGGCUUCAGGCACACCUCAAGAUUUAGAUGGUUUCUUACCUUUAUUAUCAACGACUGAUAUUCGAAUGAAAGUAACAGUAGGUGGAAAACUAUUUACUUAUUUAGAAGAACCUAGUAACUCUGUGGAAUGUUCAGAUAUUGGGAGUUUUAUUGAUGGCGUUGUUCAGUGGUUGUCAAAUAGUAAUCCUAAAGUCACUCAGUAUGGCAUUGAAAUUAUUACACAACUGAUUACAAGAAUGAGAACAGACUUUAGACCAUACAUAUCAACUGUUUUACCUGUUGCAGUUGAUCGAUUAGGUGAUGCCAAAGAUUCUAUUAAAAUCAAAGCAUUAUUUCUAAUUAUGAAAUUAAUGGAAUGUGAUUCAAUUAGUCCUCAAGCAUUAUUUGAUAAAAUAUCGGCUAACGCUUUCAAUCAUAAAAACAGUAAUGUUAAAGAAGGAGCUAUGAAGUUAUUACUAACUACUGUUGAAGAAUUUGGAACUAAUUGUAUUACUAUAUCUAAAAUUGUACCAAUGAUAGUGAAGUUACUAAGUGAUCCUAAUGUUCAAGUUAGGCAUAAAGCAUUUGAAACUUUAGUGGAAUUGUAUAAGCAUGUUGGAGAAAAAUUACGCAAUGAUAUUCAAAAAAAGUAUACAAUUCCACAAGGCAAAAUGACCGAUUUGAUGAACAAAUUUGAUGAUGCAAAAGCAGGUGGAGAUUUAUUACCUUCUGCAUUCGCCGGUAUCAGUCUAGCUGAUGAUGAUGAGACUGACCGUGCUUGUAUGUCAGCAACUAGACGAAUCCCUGGUAGCGUUAAGAAACCCAGUUCGUUUUUUCCACCAAAUUCGACCACACCUUUACAACGAAUAGGCUCUGUACGAAAACCUGGAUCAGCGUCCUCCACCAGUUCUUCCCAUGCUGGUGCGGUCGAUGAAGAAACAUUUAUUCGAUCUUUUGAAGAUGUUCCAACAAUUCAAAUAUUUAGUGUACGAGAUCUUGAUGACACAAUGAAAAAACUACACGAAAGUAUUCAAGACGGUAAUGAACAAUGGAAUAAACGAGUUGAGUCCUUGAAAAAAGUUAGGUCGCUUGUAUUAAUUGGAGCUACAAAAUAUGAGGAAUUUUUCAACAAUUUAAGGUAUUUAGAACAUUCCUUUCAAACUUCUGUCAAAGAUUUACGAUCUCAAGUUGUUAGAGAAACUUGUAUCACAAUAGCAUUUUUAUCCCAACGUUUGAGUAUUAAGUUCAACCAUUUUGCAGAGUCAAUUUUUAGUAAUUUGAUUGAUCUAAUACCUAAUUCAGCAAAAGUAACGGCUUCAUCUGGUUUGGUAGCCGUAAGAUUUAUUUUAGAACACACCCAUGCUCCUCGUAUUAUUCCUAUUCUUGCAAAUAGUCUAGGAUCAAAGUCAAAAGAUAUCCGCCGAGCGUGUUGUGAAUUUUUUGAUCAAAUUUUACGUACAUGGCCUACCCAAGCUUUGGAAAGACAUACAACAAUUCUUCAAGAUUCUAUUAAAAAGGGCAUAUCGGAUGCAGAUUCUGAAGCUCGAGUGCUGUCACGUAAAGCAUAUUGGGGAUUCUGCGAACAUUUUCCUGAACAAGGUGAUGCCCUAUUAAAUAAGUUAGAGCCAGCUUAUCGAAAAGUUUUGCUAACAAAUACUGGUUCUAAUUCAUGUUUGCCAAAAUCUGUAAUGGCUGAAAGUACAAGAAUGUCAGCUCGUCGCCCAGUUACUUCUCAAAACAAUAUUUCAAUGAGAUCAAGUAGUGCUAUUGAUUUACAAGCAGCUCAAAGAGCUAAAGCGCGAGCUCAAUACGCAGUAUUGGCUAGACAAAAAGUCAACCCUAUGAUGUCUCCUCAGUCGGUGACAAAAAAAACUGGUGAAGAAGAAAGAGUUGGAAGAUCGAGAGGUCGAGUUUCAAUAUCACAACCAACUAGUCGUUCAGGAUCGCCAUCUUCGAGAUUUACAUUCGGUCAACCAAAAUCCCGAAGAGGUAGUUCUGGUAUACCUAGAUCCCAAGAUACUAGUAGAGAACCAAGUCCUAACAGGUAUAAUUCCUUAGGAGCACAUUCAAGCAGUAGACGACCUCCUAUAUUACCUACUUCUAGACCAAUAAUGGCUCAAAAAAUAUUGUUGCAAAGUAGAGAAGCAGAAUCUGCAUUGGCAGAUGCUCUUGGUAAUACUACGGGACAUAAAUCACCAAGAAAAGUGUUGGGAAGGUCAUUAGAAGAUCAUAGUGAUGAAAGUGAGACCUCCAGCAUUUGUUCUGAGCGUUCUAUUGAUUCACAUAGGAGACCAUCAGAUUCAUUUUACUGGAAUGGAUCUCAACAUCGUUUACAUAAUAAAGAUAUUUGGGAAAACGCUAGUUUAGAUAUUGGAGAAAUAAUUUCAAAUUGUGAAAGUUCAUUAUGGAACAACCGUAAAGAAGGCUUGGUAAAUUUGCAACAUUAUUUACAACAAGGAAAUACAGUGAGUGAAACUUGGUUAAGGAGGUUGACGGAUGUGUUUACUAAAAUGUUUAUGGACUCUCAAACAAAAGUCAUUAGUUUAUUUUUGGACGCUCUUAACGAAUUAAUUAUGACCCAUCACCAAUAUUUAGAAUAUUGGUUGUAUAUUCUGUUGGCAAAACUAUUUAACAAAGGAGGUUCUGACAUUCUUGGCUCCGUUCAUUCAAAAAUUUUAAAAACCAUGGAAGUUGUUAGAGCAUCUUUUCCUUGUGAUGCUCAAUUAACUGCUGUUUUUAAAUUUCUUACAGAUCCCACUCAAACGCCAAAUGCUAAAAUGAAAAUAUCUGCUAUGAACUAUAUUUCAAAAUUGGCUGUGACUACAGACCCAGGAUCAGCAUUUCCUUCGGCUAUUGAUGGUAAAAAAGAUUAUGCAACUUUAGCUCUCACAAAAAUGAUUGGUUGGACAAUGGGUAAUAACAUAAAACAAGGACCAGAAUUAAGACGUGCUGCACAAGAAGCAAUAUUAGCUUUGUAUAGCUUAAACGCAUCUCAAAUCACCUUGAGAUUAUCUCAACUGCCUGAAGAAUAUCAAGAAGCUGUGUCAGGAAUAAUCAAAAAUAGAGUAAGAAGAAGCAGUGUUGAUCAACUACUGUCUCCUAAAUAUCACAACCGUCAGUCACCUACAAGUCUAGCAUCGCCUCCAUUACAACCAGAUACUUUAGAUGCUUUUAAUUCGGAAGAAAUAUACAAAUCAUUAAAACAGACCACUGCUGAAAUACAAAAGUAUAGUUUGGAGUGUAAUUUUACUGAAAGAGAAACUCCUUCCUAUGAUUCUGGAAUCAGCCAGAUGUCAGCUCGUACUGAAAUUGAAAACCAUAAUUUUAAUGGCUAUAAAAAUGGUCAUUCAACGAUUACUACUGAAGGGUUUGUGAAACUUCUAGACGAUUUAGAUAAAGAUGCUUUGCAACUUGACUAUAAACAAUCAAAAAUAAAUCGUCUGAAAGAAGUUAUACGUGAUGGUCCUUCAGAUAUACUUGUAACUAUUUUUAAAAAAAUUAUUAAAGUAGUUUUAAAAUUGUUAAUGGACAACGCACCUGUUAUCCGAGAACAAGCAAUAAUAUUAAUAACGUGCUUGGUCCAAAAGCCUGAAAUGACAAAUUGCUUCCAUAAUUUUACCGAGUUGAUUAUACUCAAAGUGUUAAACAUGUGCUGCGAUCCUUGUAAGCCGGUGGUAAAAGUCGCAGAAGAAUGUUCAUAUGCCUUAAGUGUUUCACUACAGCCAGAAAUGGUUGUUAGAGUAAUAACACCAAUUAUUUCGGCUAAAGAAUUUCCUGUUAAUCUGAUGGCUAUCAAGAUGAUGACUAAAUUAGUAGACAUGUAUGGCAGCCCUCCUGUGGUCGCCCAUAUGAAAGAAAUAAUGCCGGGUCUCUUGCAAGGUUAUGACAAUCCAGAUAGUGCAGUUAGGAAGUCGGCAGUAUUUUGCAUGGUUUCGUUACAUAAAGUAUUUGGAGAACAGGAAUUUUCACCGUAUAUUUCGAGCCUCAAUGGUGCCAAACUCAAGCUGUUGAAUUUGUACAUUGAACGCGCUCAACAGUCUUCACCAACAUCACCCAAGACUAAUUAGUAAACUAAUUUUAUUAUUGUUAUUAUUAUUGUAAUUGAACAACACUAAUGAUUCAAAUGAAAAAUAUUUCUUAAAGUUUUAGUCCUUGAGAACCAAACAAAUGCAAGCUAGUUUUGUUACUUUUAUUAACAAUGGCAUGCUCAAGCUGUGAGAACUUAUCGUUUUAACAUCAAUCUUUUAUGAACAAUAAACUCUUUUACAUAAAUAUGACUUAUGUAUAAUGUAUUUAUUGUAUGAAUAUAAUAAUGUAUACUAUAUUUUACAUUACUAACAUGUAUGAAAUGAUGUACUAAAUGUACAAUACUCUUGUCGUUAAUAUAACUGAUACCCAACUUACAAAACAUUUAUUAGGGAUCACUUUAUUAACCCAAAAUUAUAAUUAUUUUUAAUUUAUUCUGUUAUAACGAAAUCUAUAAAUUUUAUAACUAUUGGCUGCUCCAUUUGCUUGUGAAGUAUGCUAUCAAUCAUUAUUACUAUUAAUUUGUUAAGACACUAUUGUAACAAUUUAAUUAUUUUUAUUUAUUUAUUUUUAGCAUAGUUCUUGAAUGUCUGUUUAAAUAAUAACUAAAGUACUGAUUUUUUAUUAAUUUUUUUCAAAUUUUUUUUGUUAUUGCGAAUUUUGUUCUUAUUUGUGUCACCUAAUCUACAAGUAUUAAUAUCUAGUUGGAACUUAUUUCUUUUAAAAAAAAAUAAUAAUUUAAAAUGCUUGAAAUUAUUUUUAGUAGGUAUAAUGAAAUUAAUUUUAAAUAUUUUUUCCCCUUAUGUUUUAAAGUCAUUAAUAAUAAUGUGCCACUUUUUACUCAGUCA